Molecule: messenger RNA, 1606 nt
Organism: Nomascus leucogenys (northern white-cheeked gibbon)
Lineage: Eukaryota; Metazoa; Chordata; Mammalia; Primates; Hylobatidae
Gene: PARD6A
Product: par-6 family cell polarity regulator alpha
Exons: 4
Coding region: 16-1479 (487 amino acids)
Biological process (GO): regulation of cellular localization; establishment or maintenance of cell polarity; centrosome cycle
Cellular component (GO): cell cortex; nucleus; apical plasma membrane
Molecular function (GO): protein kinase C binding
Source: RefSeq, a predicted model, not a curated record
CACAGCGCCCAAUAAAUGGUACUUCCUUCGCCCUCCCCUCGGAUUGGCCGAGCCCUCCUCCCCAGACUCCGGGGGCGCGCGGACCUCAGCGUGAUGACGCAAGAGCGGAGGAUGGCUCCUCUCCACCCACGGCUCCGUUUCCUAGGAAACGUGGACUCCGCGUUCCACUCUGCGACGCUGCCCCCCUGUCGUCACGCUCCGGAUGGGAAGGCGGGGCGUGUGCUACCGCCAGGGGCGGGGCGGGGCGGGGCGGCGCGGGCGGGCCGGCCGGGCUGUGCACCUGCGCCUCGGCGGGCCGCCUGGGGCACCGUCCCCGGCCCGCCCGGCCCCGCCAUGGCCCGGCCGCAGAGGACUCCGGCGCGCAGUCCCGAUAGCAUCGUUGAGGUGAAGAGCAAAAUCUCUCUGUGGCCUGAGUACCUGGAGGGCGGUAAGAAGACCUUGGACAGCGUCCCUGGUACUGGAGCUGAGUUUGACGCCGAGUUCCGACGCUUCGCGCUGCCCCGGGCUUCGGUGAGCGGCUUCCAGGAGUUCUCGCGGUUGCUGCGGGCGGUGCACCAGAUCCCGGGCCUGGACGUGCUACUUGGCUAUACGGAUGCUCACGGAGACCUGCUGCCCCUCACCAACGACGACAGCCUGCACCGGGCCCUGGCCAGCGGGCCCCCGCCACUGCGCCUACUGGUGCAGAAGCGGGGUGAGGAGGGGUACAGUGGGCAGCCUCUGUGGGCAGAAGCUGACUCCAGCGGCCUGGCUUUUGCCACCAACUCUCUGCAGCGGCGCAAGAAAGGGCUCCUGCUGCGGCCAGUGGCACCCCUGCGCACCCGGCCACCCUUGCUAAUCAGCCUGCCCCAAGAUUUCCGCCAGGUUUCCUCAGUUAUAGAUGUGGACCUACUGCCUGAGACCCACCGACGGGUGCGGCUGCACAAGCAUGGUUCAGACCGCCCCCUGGGCUUCUACAUCCGAGAUGGCAUGAGCGUGCGUGUGGCUCCCCAGGGCCUGGAGCGGGUUCCAGGAAUCUUCAUCUCCCGCCUGGUACGUGGGGGUCUGGCUGAGAGUACAGGGCUGCUGGCGGUCAGUGAUGAAAUUCUCGAGGUCAAUGGCAUUGAAGUAGCCGGGAAGACCUUGGACCAAGUGACGGACAUGAUGGUUGCCAACAGCCAUAACCUCAUUGUCACUGUCAAGCCCGCCAACCAGCGCAAUAACGUGGUGCGAGGGGCAUCUGGGCGUUUGACAGGUCCUCCCUCUGCAGGGCCUAGGCCUGCUGAGCCUGAUAGUGACGAUGACAGCAGUGACCUGGUCAUUGAGAACCGCCAGCCUCCCAGUUCCAAUGGGCUGUCUCAGGGGCCCCCGUGCUGGGACCUGCACCCUGGCUGCCGACGUCCUGGUACCCGCAGCUCUCUGCCCUCCCUGGAUGACCAGGAGCAGGCCAGUUCUGGCUGGGGGAAUCACAUUCGAGGAGAUGGUAGUGGCUUCAGCCUCUGACAGUCAGAAUGCAGCCCCAUGCCGCUCCACACUGCUGGGACAUGGCAGGGACUUCACAGUGGGGGUUUUCAGCUGGCUCACAGGGCUCCCUCUGGCUGGGGAACAUUAAAGGUUUUCUACAAAUACA